UCUGCUGUGGCUUCUUGUGCUGAUAAGCUUCUAAACAAUAAAGAUCUCAUAAAUAAAAUUUAUUUAUUUUCAAUAUAAUUGACCAUUUACAAAUUUCUGCGGGUAUUCUGCCCCAUAUAUCAUUUAUAAAUACCCUAACUCUCACCCUGGAAGGGGCAUAAGGCAUUGAUUUUCGGAACAGACGGCUUUUUAACACGACUACAAAAACGCGCAAAGUUACCACAGAAUGAACGUUUAAAUUUGUGUUUAGUAUUAAAUGAUGCGGGAUCUAGGGCUACAGCAUUUUAGUUAACGAAAAAUGUUUACCAAAUCAGGCAGUAAGCUUGUGCGAAUAUCAAUUCCUCCUAAAACUGACCACCUUCCCAAGAAUGGUGACACCACCAACCAGAAUACUCCAUUUAAUGGAAGUUUACAUAGUAUUCUUGAUGACCUGGUGUCAAGAGGGUGCACUGUGACUGCCAUUACGCAAGUAAAUCCUCCGAAACAAAAGAUAAAUUAUAGAACUUCGGCGCCGUCGGCCAGUAAUAGCAAGAGAUCAUCUACUAAAUCAAGAAGUUCAUCUCAAACCCGCCCUGCAAAGAAUUGUAUAUCUUCAAAAGAUUUACUCACGUCACGAAUAGGACCAGACCCCGUCAAUGUGCAGAGUAAGAACGAAAGAACCAUCCAAACUAGGAAAUCGAGGCCAGCCAAAAACCGGCCAUACGUCGACGAAUCGAAAGAAAGAGUCUUUACUGCCUUUAAGGCGAAAAACAAUCCUUUAGAUGCACCGCCACCCGACACACUAUCACAAAACCUUCAAUAUGAUGAAAGAACAUCAUCAGCAGGACCUUCAGCCGACAAAAAUUUGAUAGUAGGCAAACAUGGUUUGCCUUCUAACAUCAAUUUCUCGAGAUAUAUCAAUGGUACCAAAUACGUGUGUUUUACUCCUCACAAAAAUGUCAUCAAGCGAGAACGUCUCAUCCAAGUGACUGAAAAUGAAAUAAAAGGAACCAUCGAAAGUGCAGUGCAGUGUGACUUAUAUGAAGAUGAAGGCUCCUCCUCGGACAGCUCCCAAUCAGACUGGAUAAACGAAAUUAUCGAGGAAUACGAAUACCUUGAAGAAGAUGGUGAUAUGUUUGAGUGUCAUAUUUGCGGCGAGGUAUGCCGAAGUCAUAUAUCCAAUCUUAAGCACUCAAUGACACACAAAGAGAGCAGCCUGUUGUGCUUUCGUUGUGGCCGAUUGUUUCCUAAUACCUCAAAGCUGUUAGCACACGAAGAUAAAAUGCAUCCAAAUGAGGAUAAUUUAAAAAUUAAGAAAGCACUUCGCUGUCCAAAAUUAAACUGUUUAAAAGCCUUUCACUCCGAACGACAAUUAUUCGACCACAUUGAUCAGCACACGACCAGAAUAACCGAACAGCGAUGUAACAAAUGUCAGCGGUCCUUCCCUUCGUCACUGCAAUUACUUAGUCAUGUUAAUCGACGGAAUUGUUUUAGAUGAUAACAACUAAAGAUUGCACUUGCAUCUGUAAAUAAAGACUUUUUGUGCAUACAUAUUAUUUUAAUGAAGAUGCUGAUUGAUGUCAAAGAAUUAGCAAUAAAGUUAUUGUUUUUGAUUUUUUAAAUUAUA
Messenger RNA from Eupeodes corollae, 1606 nucleotides. RefSeq lists its product as uncharacterized. The transcript is spliced from 2 exons. Gene Ontology annotation, biological process: regulation of transcription by RNA polymerase II. NCBI's taxonomy places the organism in Eukaryota, Metazoa, Arthropoda, Insecta, Diptera, Syrphidae. Bases 299 to 1477 code for a protein of 392 amino acids. The record is from RefSeq and is a predicted model, not a curated record. Gene Ontology annotation, molecular function: RNA polymerase II cis-regulatory region sequence-specific DNA binding; DNA-binding transcription factor activity.